This is a messenger RNA of Parnassius mnemosyne (clouded apollo), 4560 nucleotides long. NCBI's taxonomy places the organism in Eukaryota, Metazoa, Arthropoda, Insecta, Lepidoptera, Papilionidae. The record is from the annotation of a GenBank genome assembly.
AUGAGGGAUGGUUUAAACAUAACAUCGCUUCCGAGUCCUAUAGGAAGAUAUAAAAUUAUCAGCAAGCUCGGUUCUGGUAUUUUUGGUGAAGUUUUCAAAGCAACCGACUCUCAGGCGGCUGACAAAGCUGUAGCUGCCAAAAUACAAAUCCACUAUGAAGAUGAUGACAUGCACCUACACGAAGAAUAUAAAAUUUUAAGGGAUUUCACAAACCAUCCCAACGUAAUCGACUUUUAUGGCGUGUUCUGUGAGAAAUCUGAAUCGCUGAGAAAAAUAUGGUUUAUUCUUGAAUUAUGUGAAUAUGGAUCUGUCAUCGAUAUUGUAAGAAAACUGAAAGCGACCGACAGAAAAAUGUCCGAAGAACACAUCGCUUACAUCCUCAAAUAUACGAUCAAGGCUGUAGUUCACCUGCACGAAAACAAAAUUAUACAUAGGAAUAUUAGAUGCAGCAAUAUUUUAAUUACCAAAGACGGUGAAGUAAAGUUGUCUGAUUUUGGACUAUCCUGUAAAUUGAACGAAACUGUAGAGAAAGCUAAAACAAAUAUUGGAUCGCCAAGUUGGAUGGCUCCAGAAGCUGUAGUUAUUAGCGACGAAGGUUAUGAUAACAGAAUUGAUGUCUGGGCUUUAGGUAUAACAACAAUUGAAAUGGUCGACGGUAAAGGACCUUUUGAAGAUAUGCACCCUACUAGAGCUAUGUUCCAAAUUGUAAGAAAUCCUCCACCUGGUUUAGCCAAGCCAGCAAUGUCCUCCAAUGACAUUAAUGAUUUUAUUACAGAGUGUCUUGAGAAGAAUCCAGAACAUCGACCAUAUAUGAUGGAAUUAGUAGAACAUCCAUUUAUCCAAUUAGUACCAGAAAACGACUACCACUUAUCUACAGAGCUAAAAAUGCUAGCAGCAGACCUUAGUAACGCUCCAUUGGCCGAGAAAGUACCUGAAAGAAUAAUUAAAAACGGACUUUUAACUACAGAGGGAGUACGUGAACCAGAAACAAUGCAAGUCGAAGAUCUUGCAGCAUUAGAUAAGUUGACAGAAGACAAUCUGUUAUCGGAACUGUAUACAAAAUUAGCAAAAGGAUCCUUUACUUCUUUUGUUGGAGAUGUCCUAUUAAUUCUGAAUCCUAACAUGCACGCUGAUAUCUACAAUGAAAAUUAUCAUAAAAAAUAUGAAUGUAAGUCGAGAUCAGAUAACGAACCUCAUAUUUUCGCGGUUGCUGACAGUGCCUUUCAAGACGCUCUUCAUCACAACGAACCUCAGCAUAUAGUAUUUUCAGGGGAAAGCAAAUCCGGAAAAACAACAACUAUGAUCCAUGCCCUCUCCCAUUUAACUUACUUAGGCGCGAUGAAAAAUAAUACUGCUGAAAGGGUUCAAAAAGCAAAUGAUGUAAUACAGGCCUGUAUAAGCGCUGCAACGCCAGUAAAUUCAAAUUCUACGAGAGGUAUUUUGCAAGUUCAAGUUACGUAUGGCACUUCUGGAAAAUUAAGUGGAGCUAUAUUCUGGCUUUAUCAACUUGAGAAAUGGCGCAUCUCUUCUACUGACAUGUCUCAUGCUAAUUUUAACCUUCUUUAUUAUUUUUAUGAUGCUAUGGAAGCUGAAAAUAGAUUAACAGAACUAUGUUUAGAGAAAUACAGAAAACAUCGUUAUUUGCGAAUUUUAGAAGAAGCCCCUAGGGGAAUGAAAGGUGUUCGUGAAACGCCAUCAGAGAAUGUAAUGAAAUAUAAAGAAUUCAUUGACAAUUUAAAAAUUCUAGAUUGGGAACAGGAGGACAUAACAUUCUUUGAAACUGUAUUAGCCGCUAUACUUGUACUUGGUAAUGUAAGGUUCAAAGAUAGUAAAAACGGUACCGCCGAAAUUGAAAAUCCCGAAGAAGCAAAAAAGGUUGCGAAACUGUUGUCGUUGGAAGAGGUGAAAUUCCUUUGGGCUUUACUUAAUUAUUGUUUAAUCGAAGGAGGAACGGCUAUAAAAAAACGGCAUUCUACUGAUGAAGCAAGAGAUGCUAGAGACACUUUGGCGAGUGCUUUGUACAAAAGAUUAAUAGACUGGAUGAUUAAUUUAAUAAAUUCAAAGCUGUCUUUUAUGCGAUCUGUAUUCGGAGAUAAAUACUCGGUCAGUUUACUCGACAUGUUUGGUUUCGAAUGUUUUCACAGAAAUCGUUUAGAACAACUCAUUGUAAACACUACCAAUGAACAAAUACAAUUUUUAUACAAUCAAAGACUGUUUGCUUGGGAAAUGCAAGAAGAAGAACAAGAAGGAAUUCCAGUGGUAUCAUUACAUUUUUAUGACAAUAAGAGUUCUGUUGAUCAACUUAUGGCUAGACCAUCAGGAAUUUUCUACAUUUUAGACGAAGCAAGUCGUCAAGGAAGCGGACAAGAAUUCAUAAUGAACGCAAUACAAACUUCUAACAGAGGUCCCUACGUGAAACUUUCUGGAAAUCAUGAAUUUAGUGUAGCACAUUAUACGGGAAAAGUGAACUACGAUGCCAGAGAAAUGGCCGACAAAAACAAAGAUUUUCUUCCACCCGAAAUGAUUGAAACAAUGAGAGCAUCAGUUAAUGCUACCCUUCAACAGUUAUUCAAGAACAAAUUUACAAAAACUGGUAACUUAACCAUAUCAUCAUGUCAGCCAACGCCAUCUGCUAGUAGAUCAAAACCUGAGAAAGAAAUGGAAAACAUUAAGGCGAGAAAAUUCAACACAAUAUCCAAAGGUCAUUACUCACAAAGUCACAAAAUGAGAACUGCAGCGGCGACAUAUAGAGCAACCAGUUUAGAGAUCCUCAAACAACUUUCAAUAGGGCCCGGCAGCGGUGGCACGCACUAUGUUCGAUGUGUGAGGGCGGACUUAACUGACAGCCCUCGAGGGUUUCAAGCUGAAGUAGUACGCCAGCAGCUACGAGCGCUCGCUAUUCUGGACACUGCAAAGGCUCGCCAAAGAGGAUUCUCUUGUCGUAUACCUUUCGCCGAAUUUAUACGAAGAUACCGAUUCCUGGCGUUCGAUUUUGAUGAAAAUGUAGAUGAAACAAAGGACAACUGCAGGCUGCUAUUAAUCCGUCUAAAAAUGGAGGGUUGGGAAUUAGGAAAAACAAAAGUAUUCCUUAAGUAUUACAAUGAAGAAUUUUUAUCCAGAUUGUAUGAAACCCAGGUGAAGAAAAUAAUAAAAGUGCAAUGUAUGAUGCGAGCAUUCUUAGCUAGAAGGAAAACUAGCGAAAAUAAGUCUAAAAUCAAUCACAUUAAAGAACUAAAGAAGCAACAAUCUGCUAACGUGACUGAAGAUGAAGCUGCGUUGCGGAUUCAAAAGGCGUAUCGCGGUUACAUGGUCCGCAAAGCAUAUGGUCCACUCGUAAGUAAGUCAUCAGGAGAGAUUGACGAGGAAACUGCAUCAUUCCUUAAAAGAUACGCAAUGAAAUGGAAGAGUCGGUCAAUAUUCCAGGUUUUACUGCAAUACAGGGCAAUGCGUUAUCAGGAUUUGGUUAAUUUCUCGCAGCAGAUUCACAUAUACAACCAGGCUGUGAUCGAAGCUCUACUUAAUACAAAUGCAUCAGUAGUGUUGGACAAAAUUGACCCCAAUGCAAAGGAAUCAAAUUUCCUCGGUUCCGUUCGGCCUACGGUAUGGAAGUUGCCAUUUAGGAUCGAUCAACUUGAGUUCUAUGAUACUUCUGCAAUGUGCGAUCCUAACGUGAAGAGCACCGAUACAUUCGCGAGCCAAAACGAUUCAGACCACGAGCCGUGGGACGAACCGUUGAAGCGUGGAUAUUCAACACAAACCGAUCCUUACAUGCUGUCGGCGAGCACUCAGACCCUCAUAACCAUGCCCUUCUGCAGAGAUCCCAUGCAGCCAUUACCAAAGCUACCAUCCGAGGACGCGUUCCCCGGCGGACCGUCCAGGGUAGCCCCGGACGCUUUCGUCGGGACAGGCAGUCGACCAGUUGUUUACAAGAAGAAAUCAAAUCAGUCACCCCAAGGUUACUACCAGCCGCCAACGCCCUGGGCCAGUCCACGCGACGAGACUGACAUCUUAGAAAACAGCAGUUCGCCUAUACGUAGGAUGACCUACAGCCGAAGCAUGCAUACGUUCGACAUGGACAUUCAAGAUCCGAUACAGGAACUCCAAGCGCUGGCGAAAUCCGCGAACGAUUUGGACGACGACGACCCGCCAUACAACUUUCAAGCUAUGUUGAAGAAGACACCUAAGAACAGAGCAUCUAUGAAAAGACACAAUGAAUCAAAUAUAUUGGAAAAUAAGCAGGUAGCUCCUAAGUACAUUAUACCUACAGACAGAGCUGUUGGAGGUGUACCCCAUUCUAGGUAUGACAUGUCUUUGAAUACUUCAAAAUAUCCAGCGCCGAAUUACAUGGCCCCGGUUCCCCCGGGUAAAAUGACUCCCGUAGCAGAAAACCGGCCAAUGAAGGAUUUCACAAGAGAAGACUCUAAGGAAUAUUAUACGUCGGACUCGAACAAGGAUGGUUCGGUUACUGAUUUGCGUAAUCAAAGCAACAAAUCCGAUGUGUCGCCUGCAACAGAAAUAGCACCAGGAAUCACAUUUGAAGGAGACGUGGCGGAUUUGUAA